AUGCGCAUUCGCCUACAGCCUCGCAGGAGACCUCAAGUUAAGCGACUCCCAGGUAAGCUGAAUACUGCUUUGUUGUCUUUGCCAACUCAACACGUCCAUUCCAGCAACAAACUAGCUCAACGGCUAGGCAACCUACCAGGCGCUGAUGCCGCUGCCGCCGCUGACGAGAACGCCUCCGUGGGGAACCGAUGGUGUUAACUGCGGGACACAGUCCAGUCGACGGCUCUGGCUGUCCUCGGUCGCGUACGAAGCAAGCAUCAGGACUGGCUUGAUGACAAAAACGCCGCCAUCAGCAACCUGCUCGCCGAGAAGAACCGUCUGAACAAAGCCAGCGUCAGUCGCCCUACUGACGACAACAGAGAAGCCUUCGACCGUAGUCGCCGACUUGUGCGACAGCGGCUGCGGGAGAUGCAGGAGGCCUGGAUAGCUCGCAAGGCCGAGGAGGUCCAAGGAUACACGGACCGCAACGAAUAGAAUAAUUUUGUCCCCGGAAUAAUGGAUGUAUACGACCCCACAACCUAGGAAAUUGCUCCUCUUCUCAGCGCCGACGGCAGUACCCUACUUACCGAGGAGACUGAAAUCUUUCAGUGCUGGACCGAGCAAUUCAUAAGCAUCCUCAACCGUCUCUCCGCCAUCUCCGACGCCGCCAUCUUCCGUCUGCCUGGAGUGGAGACCAACGCUGACCUCGACCUCCCGUCGCCUCUCCAUAAAACCAUCAGGGCCGUACAGCAGAUCUCCAGUGGGAAAGCGCCCGGAUCAGACGCGAUCCCUGCUGAGGUCAACAAGCAUGGGGUCUCCCAACUCAUGGAUCAUCUGACGGCGCUCUUCCAUGAGACGUAG
Messenger RNA from Spirometra erinaceieuropaei, 840 nucleotides. Lineage: Eukaryota; Metazoa; Platyhelminthes; Cestoda; Diphyllobothriidea; Diphyllobothriidae. The record is from the annotation of a GenBank genome assembly.